Molecule: messenger RNA, 1354 nt
Organism: Uranotaenia lowii
Lineage: Eukaryota; Metazoa; Arthropoda; Insecta; Diptera; Culicidae
Product: dihydroorotate dehydrogenase (quinone), mitochondrial-like
Exons: 2
Coding region: 138-1328 (396 amino acids)
Biological process (GO): pyrimidine ribonucleotide biosynthetic process; 'de novo' pyrimidine nucleobase biosynthetic process
Cellular component (GO): mitochondrial inner membrane; cytoplasm
Molecular function (GO): dihydroorotate dehydrogenase activity
Source: RefSeq, a predicted model, not a curated record
UUUAGUUGUAAACACAAAAUUCUAUUUUUCUAUUUAAAAUUUUUAUUCUCAGUUAAACACUUUUAAUUCCUUAAAUUACUUGUUUUCAAGUUCAAAAUCGUCAAAGUGCUGUAAAGUUUGUUGAGGCCAGCUACGAAAUGAACCCGUGCCGUGCCAGCUCACCGAACAAAGUACGCUCCUUCCUAAAGGUGACCUCGUUGGGAGUAGCCGCCUUCAGCACCUUCUGUCUGUGCAAAGGAAAUGAGAAAUUCUACGAAACUGUCUUCAUGCCAGCCGUCAGGUUGAUCCCACCGGAAACGGCCCACCAGCUAGCAGUGCUGGGUAUCGGCCUAGGGGUGGUUCGGCCCAACUAUCGAGACCCGGAAACGCUUCGCACCAAGCUGCUCAACAUGACCCUAAGCAAUCCGAUUGGAAUCGCUGCUGGGUUCGAUAAGCAUGGCGAAGCUGUGAACGGUUUGCACAAAAUAGGCUUUGGCUUUGUGGAGAUCGGAUCCGUGACUCCUGAACCUCAACCGGGUAACGACCGACCGCGGGUUUUUCGGCUCAACGAAGAUAAAGCCAUCGUCAAUCGAUAUGGCUUCAAUAGCGAGGGACAUCAAGCUGUUUUCGAGCGACUACAAAAGGUUCAACAAGCGAAUGGGGAGUCCAAAGUGACCUUAGGUAUAAAUUUGGGUAAAAAUAAACUCUCAGAUGACGCUGUUGGAGAUUAUACAGAAGGUAUUAAAAGGUUCAGCAAAAUCGCUGAUUAUCUGGUGAUAAACAUAAGUAGUCCCAAUACACCUGGCUUGCGAUCAAUGCAGAACAAAAGCACCCUGCAGAUACUGUUGAGUGAAGUUCUGAAAGCUCGAAAUAUGUUACCGGAAUCCGAAAGGAAACCAAUUCUCGUUAAACUGGCACCAGAUCUGUCAGACGAAGAUUUGCAGGAAGUCGUGUCUGUCAUUAAGCGAAAAGAUUGUGCAAUCGAUGGUUUGAUUGUAUCCAACACCACUAUCGAAAGACCACCGAGUCUGAAAAGUAUAAACGCGGGUCAGCUGGGUGGUUUGAGUGGAGCACCCUUGAAGGAACGAUCGACGGAGUUGAUUGCAAAGGUAUACAAAUGGACCGGAGGCAAAAUCCCGAUCAUAGGCGUGGGAGGUGUUUCCAAUGGACAGGAUGCUUACGAGAAAAUUUCGGCCGGUGCCAGUGCCAUUCAGCUUUAUACGGCUUUGAUAUUUCACGGUCCUCCCGUUGUGACACGCGUGAAACAGGAGCUGGCACAAAUUUUGCAAGAGAAAGGUUUUGAAAGUAUUGAACAAGCCGUUGGAAAAGAUGCUGAUAGAUUUGUUUAGAAAAAUAAAUGUAAAAGUUAUGUAAA